Puccinia graminis f. sp. tritici CRL 75-36-700-3 is the source of this 822-nucleotide messenger RNA. RefSeq lists its product as uncharacterized. The record is from RefSeq and is a predicted model, not a curated record. Bases 1 to 822 code for a protein of 273 amino acids. The transcript has 3 exons. NCBI's taxonomy places the organism in Eukaryota, Fungi, Basidiomycota, Pucciniomycetes, Pucciniales, Pucciniaceae.
AUGAUCAUAUCGGUGACCAAGUGUCGUCUCAUUUUGGGCGUGGUGUGUUACCCAGCUGUUCAGGACGUAUUGGCUCGACCGGGCCUAUCACGAGAAAGUCAUGAAAUCAAGCCUUUGAUUGAUUAUUUUCACGAGGCAAAGCCAUCAGACCCUGUCUCUGAAUUUCAAGCUUCCUUCAACAAUGGGUUCAAACGCAAGCGUCCACUAGAGGACUGGCAUCCAUUCCCACAACAACAUUCAUGGCCCGAUCCAAUUGCACAAUUAGUGAAUCCUGAAACCCCACUAUUAGGUCAAGAUCAAGAGAAAAGGGCCAGGAAGGGCAUCGAGCAUGAGUUUAUCUCAGAUGGCUUGGAAAGCUUAGUAUCAGCAAAUACAUUUCAUCCCCAUCUCCAGGGAAUGUUUGGGUCUUCCAGUUUGCAAGAUGACACGAACAAAUUUCCCAUGUGGGAAAAUAUCAAGAAAUUGGCUCAACCAGACCUGCACCAAGAAGAUAGCCACGCGAGUAAUGCUUUGGUUGAUAAUUAUAACGAGGGAAGGCUUUCGGUGGCUGUUUCUGAACUUCAAGCCAUCGUGGACGGUCGGAACGAUCUGAGGAGGCCGCUACAAGAUGAUUAUAGGCCACAGGAACCACUCUCAUCAACCAAUCCAAUUGGAAAAGUCAAGCUUGAAGAUUCAUCAAUUCAAAAUCCAGUGGAAAGGGCCACAACAGACAUUAAUUCUGUGGCUGGUUCAGGUGGCUGGGAAAACGUAGUGUCAGAAGGCAUGCUCCAGUCAUCCAGCUGGCAAGGUGAGGAGUCAACUAUGGGGAACAUAAGAAUUUAA